Messenger RNA from Dicentrarchus labrax (European seabass), 4818 nucleotides. Its product is annotated as gamma-aminobutyric acid receptor subunit alpha-2. Gene Ontology annotation, molecular function: benzodiazepine receptor activity; GABA-A receptor activity; GABA-gated chloride ion channel activity. Gene Ontology annotation, cellular component: synapse; neuron projection; postsynapse. The transcript is spliced from 10 exons. Bases 508 to 1875 code for a protein of 455 amino acids. The record is from RefSeq and is a predicted model, not a curated record. NCBI's taxonomy places the organism in Eukaryota, Metazoa, Chordata, Actinopteri, Moronidae. Gene Ontology annotation, biological process: regulation of postsynaptic membrane potential; monoatomic ion transmembrane transport; gamma-aminobutyric acid signaling pathway.
AGCCUUUGUAGUUUUUUUGUGUGGAGAUGAGGGAGACUGAGAUGUGCUUCUUGCUUAUCACGAUUCACAUCGAGCUUUUUUUUAUCAGCUGAGGGGGGGUAGUUGAAGAGGGAAGCCAGGGAUCAGCUGCCACAACUGCUUGUUUUUUUUAAAUUAUUUUAUUAUUUAAAAAAAAAAAAAGAAGCUUUUAUUCCAUUUAUUUCCUUUUUAUUGUUAUACACACACACACACACACACACACACACACACACACACACACACACACAUAUAUAUUUCAUUUUGGGACACUAUGAAAGCCAAUGCAUUCCGGGUGCAUUCCUGCUGCUGACUGGGACUAUGAUUUAUCAGCUUUGUUCUCAUGACAGACUUGCACUCAUUCAGUCUCAUCACAACAGGAGAGAGCGGUGAUUUGUCUUUAACUUUCUUGCAUCUUCGACGAUUCCAGCUGCAGCAGGUACUUUCUGCACUUGAGCGGCUGCCCUGCUGUGUGUAGGUGUUGAAGCAGCCAUGUGGAGCAGAGAGAGCGCUUCUCUACUUCUCAUCUGCCUGCUGGCGCUCACAGCUCUCUGGAAAACCAGGUCAGUGAAUGCCGAUGCCACGUCUGAUGCCUUUAAAACCAACAUCACCCUGUUCACACGGAUCCUGGACAGCCUGCUGGAUGGAUAUGACAACCGUCUACGGCCUGGUCUUGGGGACAGGAUAACUGAGGUGAAGACAAACAUCUACGUCACCAGCUUUGGACCAGUUUCAGACACAGACAUGGAAUACACCAUAGACGUUUUCUUCAGGCAAAGCUGGAAGGAUGAGAGGUUGAAAUUUCAUGGACCAAUGAAUAUUUUGCCCCUCAACAACCUGAUGGCAAGUAAAAUCUGGACUCCGGACACCUUCUUCCACAAUGGGAAAAAGUCUGUGGCUCAUAACAUGACCAUGCCUAAUAAACUGCUGAGGAUCAAAGAUGAUGGGACGCUGCUGUACACAAUGAGGUUAACUGUGCAUGCAGAGUGCCCAAUGCAUCUGGAGGAUUUCCCCAUGGACUUUCAUUCCUGUCCACUAAAAUUUGGCAGCUAUGCCUACACAAUCUCAGAAGUGACUUAUGCUUGGACUCGAAAUGCCUCCGACUCUGUGGUGGUGGAAGGCGAAAGCUCCCGCCUGAACCAGUAUGACCUGCUUGGACAAACGGUCGGACAAGAAACCAUCAAAUCGAGUACAGGUGAAUACACGGUGAUGACGGCUCAUUUCCAUCUGAAGAGGAAGAUUGGCUACUUUGUCAUCCAGACGUACCUCCCGUGCAUCAUGACAGUCAUUCUUUCCCAAGUGUCUUUCUGGUUGAAUAGAGAAUCAGUGCCAGCUAGGACUGUGUUUGGUGUAACCACUGUUCUCACUAUGACAACACUGAGUAUAAGUGCGAGGAACUCCCUUCCCAAGGUUGCCUACGCCACCGCCAUGGACUGGUUCAUCGCCGUCUGCUACGCCUUCGUCUUCUCAGCUUUGAUUGAGUUUGCCACUGUCAAUUACUUCACAAAGCGCGGCUGGGCUUGGGAUGGAAAGAGUGUUGUGACUGACAAGAAAAAAGAGAGGGCGUCUGUCGUCAAGAAGAAUAACGCCUACGCUGUAGCAGUGGCCAACUACGCGCCGAAUAUCACCAAGGACUCCAGCACACUUCCAACUAUUGCCAAAGGUGGAGCUUCGGAUCCCAACAAGCCCAGGGCAGACGGCAAAGCCCAAGACAGCAAGAAGACGUUCAACAGCGUCAGCAAAAUUGACAGGAUGUCAAGGAUUUUGUUUCCGGUUCUCUUUGGCUCAUUCAACCUUGUCUACUGGGCCACCUACUUAAACAGAGAACCCAUUAUAAAGGAUAUGGUCCCCUCUAAUUAGAGGCCACUUUUAAUGGGUUCUGGUCUGGGGACUAAGAGACGAACCAAAUACCUCCAGCAACUGUGUACACAUACCUUUGCAGAGUGAAGUCCUGGAUUGCAGUGUGAUCCUCUAUCUCCGCCUGUUUUCUACACCGUCUGCAGCACUUUUGAAAAGCCUGGCUUUUGUAAAUGUGUAUGUAUAUUUAUAUUCAUGGUUUCAUGGUGACAUAUUGUGUGAUUACUUCGAUUAGAGUGCAUUUUUCCUUGAAAGUAUGUUUCCAGUUACAGUAUGUGGCCACUGUACAUACGAAUCAAAUGAAGAGUAGACACAUAACACAUACAUUUUUAUUUAAGAUUACUUCUAAAUGUGUUGGAUUUUGCUGGUAAUGCCCACUCUCUUGAUAUUACAGUAUAUAUUUUUCUUUUGAGUGAAAGGGACUGAUUAUAUCAUAUUUCUUACUUUCUUUGCCAUCUACUGUAAGAGUGGCCUGACUCUUUUAUAUUUUUCUGUCCAAGCCAAUGCAAAAACAGACUUGUAUAAUAUUGUUACAGUGUAAAAGUUGUUUUAUUAUCUGUGACUGCAGGUAUGGGGCUGCAAUCAAACGCUGACCUCCAGAAUUACUGAAACACAGAAAAAAAAAGGUUGCAAAAACAAAAGUACAGAGGGAAGAUACAAAAUGAGUGUGCUUGUGUAUGUUAUACUGUGUAGCAAUGGCAUAUUACUGGAAAAUAUCUAUUUGGGAAAACUAAUGAGAACACACGACUUUGAGGAGGAAAGAAACAAAGCACACAUUGUGCCGUGAAUGAUUUAUACAUUUACAUGAAUUCACAAUUGUUUUUAUUCAGUACAUAUGGAAAAGCUUAUAUUUAGUGCCAUUACUGAAUUAGACAAUGCUUUGAACGAUAUGUUUAUACACGUUUGUCAGCACUGGCAGAGUUAAAAAAAAAAACUACUUGAAAAUGACUUUUAAACAAAAAUAAGAUAUAAUCAUACUAUCAGAAGCAUCUGACUUAAUGAUAGAAUGAAAGUCUAUGAAUCUGUUACGUAUGAUUUGAUAGGCAACAGAAACAUCAUUAACUGGAAUAACGUCUAAUUUAACAUGCUUUGAUAUGAUGGAUAAAUUAUAAACCUAUAGAAGGCAGAAGAUGACGACACAAAGCCCUGACCAAGUAUUGUCAUCUAAAGUUUUUGGCUAAUGUAUUAGCAAACAAAAAGCCUAUUUGUGCACCAAACAGACACAGACAAACCUUAUCAUCCCAUUGCUGUGUCGUGCUUUUACCACCUUAUAUAUUUAAGUGCAGUAUUCACUCCCCCUUUACCUCUGUUUUGGUCUCCACCAGUUCCUCAGGAAGCUGGGACUUUUAGACUUUCUUCACCAGCUGCUAGAGUCGGUUUGUUGAGGCUUUUUUCACUGAAAACAUCUGGAAAGCAAACAGUAAAUGUGUUGCUUUAAAGGGUGUAACAUUAAAGAGGAUCUAUAAAAUAUAAUAUUUAUACAUAUGUUUUUAUUAGUCGCCUGAAAAUAAGAAUCAUUGUGUUUUCAUCACUUUAAAAUGUUCGCCAUGUUUCUACACUGGCUCUAGAUAUGGAAAUUUUUUUUGCUGCCAGCCUUAGUUUCUCCUUCAUGCUUGGAAUGGAAGAGUGAAGCGAAGGGGUUGCAAUCAGUAACUACACCGCUGGACGCCACUAAAUCCUACACACUGGACCUUUACAACCAAAACAACAAGCUACAAGAGGCUGAAAAGCAACUGUAGAUACUGUACGUAAUAAUUGGAGACCCCUUUCACCAUAGCAGACACAUAUCGAUCAGUGAUUAAAAUAAUGAUUAAUGCAGUAUCAAUAAUAAAAGUACAGUAAGUAAGUAAUUUAUGAGAUGAGAAAUAUGUUGCUUCACAAGCACACUAAUACGGUUUAUUCACAAUUUAUUUUUUAAAUGACUUAUUUUAUUUACUUAUUCUAGGUUAAAAAGCAUAUAAUUGAAUAUGCUAAUUACUAACUGUUUGGUUUGAAUGCAGAUAUAAACGUGGAUAUUUAUACAGCUUUUUAAUCGGUGGCAGUAACUCUGGAGGACAGCGUGGAUUUGUUGGUGAAGACUAGAACACUGUGGCAGCACUACAGUAAUCAACAUGUCUGCCAUUACAAUUAUUCACAUCCAGUGUCUGGUUAUUUACAACACAUUCAUGAUCCCACAAGCUAUUUUGAAACAAUUACAGAUAUGAGAGGGACAGGACUGCAAACACAGGACCGCUUUUGUGCCAAUAUGAACUUCAGUGAAUCAUGUGUGGAUGAUUGUCACGUUCCUCUGCCAGCAAAUAUUUUGUGUAAUGUGCUGAAAGUGAGAGGAUGCAGCCAGGAUUCGGGACACCAAAUUAAUGUUUGUGAUCAUGAAAUUGUUGAAAAAGAUUUGUAGUUUUUCAUCUCAUAUUCUUAUGCAGGUUGAUUGUUGUACACACUUUGGACUAACUCAGAAGCCAUAUACAGUCAUCAUAUAAUCAUAAUAAAUAACAGGGACAACCAGUGAUUGUACUUUAUGAGCAUACUGUAUGAGGCAAAGUAUUGUAUAAACCUAUUUUGACACAAUCUCUGCCAUAGGAUGCUGCGUAACGACAUGACAAAUUAUGUUCAGCCCCAUAUCAGUAGCCAUAUAUGAAACUCUAUCUCUUUUUUUUAUAUAAAGUGAUAUCAGUUUUGCUUCACAUCAAUGUUUCAACUUAAUUUAACUUAAUUUGAUUGUUGAAUCAAACUUUGCAUGAAGAUUCAAUCUAGAAUCUUUAUUUUAUUUUAUUUUUAUUUUAUUUUCAUUUUUUUUUUACACAUUAUGUUGUCAGACAUAUUUCUUUUUAAUUCAAUAUUUUCUCCAACAUCCUGAUAGAGUCUUAAACAUUCCAGAUAAAAUGAUUGUUCACGAGGUGGAUGCUUGAUUCAGUGCACAGUUUCUAAUAAAAACACAUAUCAUUUGAA